Messenger RNA from Misgurnus anguillicaudatus (oriental weatherfish), 3172 nucleotides. Lineage: Eukaryota; Metazoa; Chordata; Actinopteri; Cypriniformes; Cobitidae. The record is from RefSeq and is a predicted model, not a curated record.
GAAAACACCAAAAGAGUCUUGUGAUAAACAGUCAAACCUCAAAGACACCUUUUCCACCCACAAAAAUUACUGUUAUGUGUGCAAGAAACCUCAGUCUAAAAUUGCCCGUCACUUUAAAAAGCAUGAAGACAGUGAAACGGAAAUUGCGGCUGCAUUUCUGCUUCCUAAACACUCCAAGGACAGAAAAAGGUUACUUGAGAAGCUUCGAAACAGAGGCAACUAUGAACAUAAUCAAGAGGUUAUGGCGAAUAAGAGUGGACCACUGAAGGUUAGAAGACGACCAGUAAGAUCCGAGAUCGAAUUGAGUACCAAAACAUAUGUGCACUGCAUAUACUGUAAAGGCCUGUUUGUUCGCAAGGAGUUGUGGCGCCAUACACGGAGAUGUCCUUCAAAGAUUUGUUCCGAAUCUGAAGCAACUGGUAAGGCCAAAGUUCUAGUUUUGGCUGAUAUUGCAGAGUCAACAUUCUCUCAAGCAAUCUCUCCUGAAGUGUGGAAAAUCUUGGGAAAUAUGAAGAAUGAUGACAUUUCAUCUGUUGUUCGAAAUGAUUUUCUCAUACUGCAGUUGAGUCAGAGUCUUUACAACAAACACGGAAGUGAUCCAACAAAAUUUGAAUACAUCAGACAGAAGGUACGGGAAGUAGGCAGACUCUUGCUAAGCAUGAAAAAAAAUUCGCCAUACUUAGCUUUGAAGAUGCUUUGAAGCCAAACAAUUUUUACAAAGUCAUUGAGGCCGUGAAAGAUGUUGCUGGUUAUGAAGAAAAGAGCCACUCAUAUAAGACACCAAGUCUUGCACUAAAGUUAGGACAUUCACUUAACAAAAUUGCUGACAUCAUUCUCUGCAGGGCCAUCGCAGGAGAGGAUGAUGCUCUGACGAAAGCAGCAGAGCGAUUCAAAAGACUCUGCUCAAGUGAAUGGGCAGAACAUGUCUCCCAUGCUGCUCUUGCUACUUUAAGCAAAUCAAAGUUCAACAAACCAUCUACCAUACCAUUCACACAUGAUGUGCAGCUUCUCCACCAGUGCCUAGAGAAGAAAUCAGCUGAUGCUUUUGAAAACCUGAAAAACCACGAGUCUUCACAGGCAUACGCAGAACUCGCCAAAGUGACACUGGCACAAGUAAUCAUCUUUAACCGACGUCGUGCAGGAGAAGUUUCAAAAAUGACACUUGAGUGUUUUAUGAAAAGAGACCAAACUGAGCUCCAUGAGGACAUAGCUCUUGGUCUGUCUCCGUUUGAGCAAAAAAUGUCCAAGCAUUUCAGCAGAGUAGAAAUAAUGGGCAAAAAAGGGAGAAAAGUUGCUGUUCUGCUAAGCCCUGAUCUUGUUGGAGCAAUACAACUUCUUGUGGACAAGAGACAUUCAUGUGAAGUAGAUGGGGACAACCCCUUUCUAUUUGCAAGACCAAAGUGUUCAGCCACUAGUUUCUUCAGGGGACAAGACUGCAUCAGGCUUUUUGCAAAUCAGUGUGGUGCCCAGAACCCUGAAUAUCUCAGAUCUACACAACUCCGUAAGCAGGUUGCAACAAUGUCCCAGAUUCUUAAUCUUAAGGAUAAUGAGCUGGAUCAGCUUGCCAACUUUUUGGGCCAUGACAUUCGGGUCCAUAGAGACUAUUAUCGGUUGCCAGAUGCAACUAUAGAAAUUGCAAAAAUCUCAAAGCUGCUUCUGGCAAUGGAGAAAGGAACCCUUGCAAGUUUCCAAGGAAAGUCUCUUAGUGAAAUUGAGAUUGAAGAUGAAAUUGAUCCUGAAUUAGACGACGAAGAAGAAAGUGAUGAAGACGGCGAAGAAUCGGAUUCUCUCCAUGGAGUAAAUGGAAACAAAAAGAGGGUGGACCAUGUAAAGUCGACCCAGGAUGAGGAGACUGAAAGUUCCAACGGAAAACGAAAAAUGCCCCCAAAUGAGCCUGUCAGCUCCACAGGAAAACGAAAAAUGCCCCCAAAUGACCCUGUCAGCUCCACAGAGGUCAAAUCAAGGAGAAUCGUUAAAAGGCCAUGGACUGCCAAUGAAGUGAAUGCCGUUAUGAAACAUUUUAAAGUCCAUAUUUCAAAGGGACAUCUCGCAACAAAGGCAGAGUGUGAGCAGUGCAAGGCUGCAGAGGACCCUGUGCUAGCAGAAAGAACUGUACAAAACAUCAGGGAUUUCGUGAGGAACCGAGGUUUGAUGUUGUUGAAAAAAAAUAGUUCUUAGACAGAUCAUGGUCACCUUCUUUUAAGGUUUGUGGCUUUUGUUACUGUAAGUUUACAAGUUAAAUGACUGGCUAACUAUUGUUCUCUUGUUAAAACUUUAAAAUCUCUCAUUUCCAUAGUUAAACCCAGAUCGUUCUUACAAUACUAGGUCGUCAUUUACAUACACACACCUAACUAACACCCGAUUGAGAAGACGAUUUGGGUUUAGCUAGAUAUCAUUCACAUACACGCACCUCGGAAACACUUAAUUCCUGUCCAUGUUAACCAAAAUUGUCCUCAUAAUCAGAUAUUACUUAGGUGUGUGUGUAUGUACGUGAUUGAUGUCCAGUUAAACCCAAAUUGUCCUCACAAUUAAGUGUUACUAAGGUGUGUGUGUGUGUAUGUGAUUGUCCAUGUAAACCCGAAUUGUCCUCACAAUUAAGUGUUAUUGAGUUGUGUGUGUGUAUGUGAAUGAUGUCCAGGUAAACCCAAAUUGUCCUCACAAUUAAGUGUUACUGAGUUGUGUGUGUGUAUGUGAAUGAUGUCCAGGUAAACUCAAAUUGUCCUCACAAUUAAGUGUUACUAAGGUGUGUGUGUGUGUAUGUGAUUGUCCAUGUAAACCCGAAUUGUCCUCACAAUUAAGUGUUACUGAGUUGUGUGUGUGUAUGUGAAUGAUGUCCAGUUAAACCCAAAUUGUCCUCACAAUUAAGUGUUACUAAGGUGUGUGUAUGUGAUUGUCCAUGUAAACCCGAAUUGUCCUCACAAUUAAGUGUUAAUGAGUUGUGUGUGUGUGUAUGUGAUUGAUGUCCAGGUAAACCCAAAUUGUCCUCACAAUUAAGUGUUACUGAGGUGUGUGUUUGUGUAUGUGAUUCAUGUCCAGGUAAAUCCAAAUUGUCCUCACAACUCAGUAACACUUAAUUGUGUGUUUGUGUAUGUGAAUGAUGUCCCAUUGACCCCAGAUUUAUUCCCAUGAAGGGUUAGUUAGGUGUGAGAGUACAACACUAUUUUCUUGAAAU